AUGGCAGACCCUCGGUCUCAGUUGCCGCGCACAACGCGCGUUAAGAAUAAACAGCCAGCUGACAAGCAGAUUACUGCCGAGCAACUGCUACGCGAAGCAAAAGAAAUCCAGCUUGAAGAUGACUACAAGGCGCCCAAGCAGAUUAUCACUGACCCGGAGGAGCUCAGCGAGUACCGCCUGGCAAAGCGGAAGCAGUUUGAGGAUCUCGUGCGUCGCGUGGGAAGGUUUAAUGGAGGCGUUUGGGUCAAGUACGCCACGUGGGAGGAGCAGCAAAAGGACUUUCGGCGGGCUCGGUCUGUUUGGGAGCGAGCUCUGGCCAUCGAGUACCGCAACGUCAGCGUGUGGCUCAAGUACGCGGAGAUGGAGAUGCGGCACCGCUUUGUGAACCACGCCCGCAACGUGUGGGACCGAGCCGUGUCGCUGCUCCCCCGCGUGGACCAGCUGUGGUACAAGUACAUCCACAUGGAGGAGAUGCUGGGGAACGUGGCGGGGGCCAGGCAGGUGUACGAGCGCUGGAUGCGAUUCGAACCCGACCACACGGGUUGGAUGGCGUACAUCAAGUUCGAGUUGCGGUACAACGAGGUGGACCGCGGCCGGGCGAUCUUUGAGCGUUACGUGCAGAUCCUGCCCAGCGUCAAGGCCUGGGUCCGCUACGCCAAGUUCGAGAUGCAGAACGGGGAGGUGGCUCUGGCUCGGAGGUGCUAUGAAAGGGCGGUGGAGGAGCUGGGGGAGGACGGACAGACGGAGGAGUUUUUCAUUAAGUUCGCCGAGUUCGAGGAGAAGGCUCGGGAGGUGGAGCGAGCCCGGUCCAUCUACCGCUACGCACUGGACCACAUACCCAAGGCCUCUGCAUCCACCCUGUACUCGCGGUUCGUCGCGUUUGAGAAGCAGCACGGCGACCGGGAGGGCAUUGAGCAGGUGGUGGUUAGCAAGCGCAGGUUCCAGUACGAGGAGGAAAUUGCCAAAUCGCCGUACAACUACGACACCUGGUUCGACUACAUCAAGCUGGAAGAGGGCACGGGUGACGUGGAGCGCACUCGGGAGGUGUACGAGCGCGCCGUGGCCCAGCUGCCCCCCUCCUCAGCUGAGAAGCGCUUCUGGCGUCGUUACAUCUACUUGUGGAUCAAGUACGCGCUGUUCGAGGAGCUGGAUGUCGGUGACGUGGAUCGAACCCGGGACGUGUACCGGGCGGCGCUGGACCUCAUCCCGCACAAACAAUUCACAUUUGCCAAGGUGAACACACAAAAAAAACGCAGCGGCGCGGGUGUAGACACCCGAGAGAGAGGUGUCGAGGGUCAGAAGUGGAAACACCCACCCCCCCUCCCUCUCGCAUGGGACAGCUCCUGCAUGACUCACCCGCCGGAUGUGUGCCACCGUCUAGCGAACAUCGUCCGUAAGCUUUAUGAGAAAUAUCUGGAGUGGCGGCCCUCCAAUGUUGGCGCCUGGGUUCGAUACGCCGACCUGGAACGGAGUCUGGGUGAGACGGAGCGCUGUCGUGCGCUGUUCGAGCUGGCUAUUGCGCAGUCGCUGCUGGACAUGCCUGAAGCCCUGUGGAAGGCCUACAUUGAUUUCGAGAUCUCCGAGGGCGAGCGGGAGCGGGUACGGGUGCUGUACACUCGGCUUCUGGACCGUACGAAGCAUGUCAAGGUGUGGCUGUCGUUCGCCCGCUUCGAGGCGGCUCUCAUGCCUGUGGCGGCAGCGGAGGGCGCGGAGGGAGAGGCGGCAGGGCAGCCGCAGGCGCCCGCGGAGGGUCCCGAGUCCGCCCCCGCCCGUGCUACCCGCGCCCGGGCAGUGUACGACCAGGCCUUCCGUACACUUCGUGACGUGGCGCCUGAUGCCAAGGAGGAGGCGGUAAUGCUGUUGGAGGCUUGGAAGGCCUUUGAGCAGGAGCAGGACUGGAGCAGCCGGCUGUCGGAGGUGGAGAAGAAGAUGCCCCGCCGGGUGAAGCGCAAGCGGGCCGUGACCACGGAGGAUGGGCACGAGGUGGGGCAGGAGGAGUACUACGACUACAUCUUUCCGGAGGAGGGCGCCGCAGCGCCCGGCCUCAAACUGCUGGAGGCGGCAUACCGCUGGAAGCGACAGCGC
Molecule: messenger RNA, 2085 nt
Organism: Volvox carteri f. nagariensis
Lineage: Eukaryota; Viridiplantae; Chlorophyta; Chlorophyceae; Chlamydomonadales; Volvocaceae
Exons: 14
Biological process (GO): spliceosomal complex assembly; mRNA splicing, via spliceosome
Cellular component (GO): post-mRNA release spliceosomal complex; precatalytic spliceosome; U2-type catalytic step 2 spliceosome
Molecular function (GO): protein binding
Source: RefSeq, a predicted model, not a curated record